AUGAGCUCUAGAAAGCAAGAAGCCAAUGAUGUGCAAUGCCUAAGCGAUCUUAAGAGAAUUGCUAACGAAUUCAAUAAAUCUAAGCAUGUGGAUAAGGAUGUUGUGCGAAAAUUUUUUUCGGGUUUCAGAUAUUUAACGAUAUGUUUAGAACUCGAAGAACGUGACAUAUUUGAAUGCAUAAUUAAUUGGUGUCGUUUAUACGCAAGAAUUCCUUUCUAUAUUGAUCCAUUGAAUGAAAAACUUCAGCGGAUAUAUGAAGACUCUAUACCAAUGGUUUUCCCCCACAUAAUUGGUUAUUUACCAUAUUCAGUCCGUAAUAUCGAAACUUAUCAUUAUAAGCUAUUGGAAACUAUGGAUACACUAUUGCGAAAUGCUUCAUUUACUGCUUUGCAAGAAAUAGGAAAUUUUAGGCCCGGAAGCAUUGCUGGCUUACAAUACCCUAUAGAAAAUGCUGGUGAUUUCAAUACUCAAUUACUAGCAUUAAAAUUGAUGACAAGACUUUUAAAGUACGCUGAUAUUGAGAAACAAAAUCAAGAAUUAAAGAACGUUCCUUGGUUUAAUAUAAAACUGAUCGAGAAUGAUUUGAGUGCGGUGAUAAAAGAAGCCAAUCGAGGACAAUUUGAAAAUGUGGCUCGAGGGCUUCUAAACAAAUUCAACAUGAACUUGACAAUGCUGCCUCAUAAAGUCUAUUCAUUAUAUUGCGAUUACUUGUGCUUUCAGAAAAAUUUCGAUUUUUAUAAACCUCUGAAUUGCGAUAAAUUUUGGAUAAAUUUCAACUAUAGUCCUCGUACACUAUCAUUUAUUGGUCAUUAUAAGAAGUUGAUAAAAUCAGGCUUUGAUACAGUGCACGUGACUGUAAAAAUUACUGCAUUAAAUUUAGAAAGAAAAACUUUAAUUGUCCAUUAUACUGAACCUGUGCGAUUGUCCAAGUAUUCAAAUGUAUUGGAAGAAUUGAAUGGUUACAAAACCAUAUGCCUAUUUUUGUCAGAUGAGGAAGUGACCCGAUUAAAAUGUAAUCGUGAUUUUUUUGAUCACUUUAAUGAACAUGAAUACGUUAAUGAUCAUAACAGCGUAAAUACACAUUGCAGUAGUGUAUCUCAAGAAUCUUCAUCGAGACAAGGAGAUUUUUCUAAUAAGUUUCGAAAAAGUUUGAAUUUAUUAAUUGGUGAAGCCAAUGACAACAACAGCUUAAUACCAGUGCCUACGAUGCAGUCAGUGAAGGCAAGAUCUGAACCAAGGUUUCAGCAACCAAUGGAUAUAAUUGAUGCAAUCGAAACCCCAAAAACAUCAAAAUUAUCGAAUACUAAUGUAACGAAAAGUCAUUCUAUGCAACGACUACAUAGCAACAGUAAAAAUUCGGCAUCAAUUAAAAAUGCUACAACAAUGAGAAAAAAAUCAACGGAAGCAGCAAAUUCAAGUACAUUAGCUUCAACAUCAAAAUCGUUCGUUCAACCCGUAGAACUGGUAAACUUAAAUCGCUCGGAGAGGACACGAAAAGUUUCAACAUAUAAUGAUAUAAGCAAUUAUGAGCCCAUUAACAGCACUGAGUUUAUUGAGCUGAUGUCUAACGAAUUGUUUAAAACAAAUAAGGAUAAUAAUAUAGCAGAAGCGGCAAAUUGGAAAGAUCGUGGGGCUGUUAAUAAGAGUUCAAAUAGUGGAGUAAAUGAAUCGUUGCAAGUCCCACCGAUAAAAACAAUCAGGAAACGAAAAGCGAAAGCAAUGAAUAACAUACCUAAGAAGAAGGAAACCAUCCAAAACGAUGAGAAUAAAUCAGCCGCAGUUAGCGUUACGUCAACUUCUAGCGAAAUACGAAAUAUUUUAUUGCGGCAAAAAACGUACCUUAGCAGUGCGAAAGACAAUGAUAUACAUAAUUCUAUAGAAAUGGAACUCAAUCUUAUAUACGACAUUGAUAAUCAAGGAACUAAAAGUGAUCCUUUACACUCAUCAAGCCCCUGCGUAUUGAGGAAUGACAUUAUUCAGACAUCGAAUCAAUUAAGCGAUCCGAUUAAUAUUUCGUUAAUACGUGAACCAAAAUCAGCUUUAUCCGAUACGUUAUCUUUACGAAGCAAUACUGAUAGGGAGCUGGCAGUGGAAUCGAUAAAUUUAUGGAAUGACGAGAUUGAUUUACAGCCGAUUAGCGACUUACGCUCGCUCACUUACGGUAAUAAUAGAAAUGAAGAAAAAGCCAAUAAUUCUGCACAAGUAGUCUAUGCAUCUGGCACUGGUUGUUUGGGCCAAAAAGAAGUCAAUAAUACAUUGAAAACUUAUGGAAAUAAAAUUUCUAAGCCCUUAUAUCCUUCGCAUUUACUAACCGAUGAGGAUUAUAUUAUCGAGAAAGUAAAACAAAUAACUAAAAAAUUAUUAAGUGAAGCAGGGACUCAACGCGUCAAAAUGAAAGAAGUAAAAAGCCGUGUACAAUAUUUAGUUAGAAAUCUAGAAGGCGAACUAAAAACUUAUACUAAUCGCUUUGAACGCUUUAAGAGAUUUGAAGCAAACAUCAAGCAAUCGUUAAAUGAUUUAUAUAAAAGGGACUCUUCUACGAGCGCUAAUAAAUCGAUUGAAUAAUAUUUAGUUUGUCUUAUGUCAUUUAAAUAAUUUAAUAUUCAUUUGAAUAAAUUUAAAACAUACCAUAGAUAGUGCAAACUCAAUAUGAAAAAAGUCUUCAAGGCCGAACCUACCUUUACCGUUUUAUCACAAGCAUUUACCGGGUGAGUGGUAGGUAAGAUAGAUAAGAAUCGCUAAUGUUAAUGGGUUGAAAUCUCAGCG
Glossina fuscipes is the source of this 2766-nucleotide messenger RNA. RefSeq lists its product as uncharacterized. The record is from RefSeq and is a predicted model, not a curated record. The coding region runs from base 1 to 2565 and encodes 854 amino acids. NCBI's taxonomy places the organism in Eukaryota, Metazoa, Arthropoda, Insecta, Diptera, Glossinidae. The transcript is spliced from 11 exons.